Molecule: messenger RNA, 603 nt
Organism: Closterium sp. NIES-65
Lineage: Eukaryota; Viridiplantae; Streptophyta; Zygnematophyceae; Desmidiales; Closteriaceae
Source: the annotation of a GenBank genome assembly
AUGGAGGAUUCGAAGACAGCAGAGAUUCAGAAGCUACAGCAGGAGCUGGAGGGAGCAAUGAAGAAGGUCGAUGAGGCCCACGCAGAAACCCUAGCAGCAAGGGCGGAGAUACAAGCAGCCAAGGCGGAAAUUCAUGCAGCAAAGGCGGAGACACAAGUAGCCAAGGCAGAAACACAGACAGCAAAGGCAGAAACACAGGCAGCAAAGGCGGAAAUUCAAACAGCCAAGGCAGAGACACUAACAGCCAGGGCAGAGACACGAGCAGCCAAGGCGGAGACACGAGCAGCGACGGCAGAGACACAAGCAGCAAAGGCAGAGACCGAGAGGCUCUCUCUUAAAGUGGCAACAGUGGAGGCGGAGGUGAGGGAGGAGAUUGGGAAGAGGCUACUAGAGGAGACGCAGGAGGAGCUGCGCAAGGUGCAUGAGCUGUGCGCGCGGUUGGAGAACCAAGUGCUGUCUAGGCAGCAGGCCGUGUCUGCGUCUGGGACGAUCGCUGUCUCUCCCAACUUUGUCACUCACCCUCCUUCAAUCCCCCCCCUCUUCACCAUCCUACCACUUCUAGAUUGGAGGAGCAGGAGAACCAGGUGCUGUGGCCGCAAUUAA